Nymphalis io (European peacock) is the source of this 1620-nucleotide messenger RNA. RefSeq names its product ankyrin-3-like. Gene Ontology annotation, cellular component: cytoplasm. Gene Ontology annotation, molecular function: protein binding. The transcript has 10 exons. Lineage: Eukaryota; Metazoa; Arthropoda; Insecta; Lepidoptera; Nymphalidae. The record is from RefSeq and is a predicted model, not a curated record. Bases 228 to 1619 code for a protein of 463 amino acids.
ACUGCAUUAGAAUAAUAACGUUACAGUUUGUUUUGCAUUAAAUUGAAAGCUAAAAAGAAAUAUUAUUUUAUAAAUCACGUUUGCAUUCUGAAAUUAUUAAAUUAAAUUCAAACGUCAGAUUAAAAGCGCGGGAUAAAAAUUGCGCGCUUUCAUUUCAUAAGAUUUAGAACAAAGGCUUUGUGUCAUUCAUCCUUGUGUUUUGGAUACUGAUUGAUAUAUCAGCGAUCAUGCCGUCCGAGGUUAUAGCUGACAAGUCGCUUCAGCGUGAACUAGCUGACUCCAUCAUCCGUAUGGUACCCUUGGAUGAAAUACGCAUAUUGCUCGCUUGUGGGGCGAAGGUAAACGAGCCUGUGACACAAGGUCUACGUCCAUUGCACUACGCCAUCUGGCAGAGAUACUUGGAGGCGACGAGGCUGCUGCUUGUACGAGGAUGUGACAUCAACGCUAGAGAUGAUUGCGGAUACAGCGCCCUGCAUCUAUCCGCUGAACAUGGGUACAAAGAGCUAGUGAAGCUGCUGCUGGAGAGUGGAGCCGCUGUUGAUUACCGUCCAGAUACCGGCGAGGAGUUCCCUCGGACAACACUCUGCGAUGAACCCCUCAGACUUGCAAUACGUAACAGACAUUAUGAAGUGGCCCGUCUUCUUCUAGAACACGGUGCUGAUCCAAACAAACGUUACUUCUUCGGUUCAGAAAUCAAUCUAGUCUCGGAUCCUGAGUAUUUGGAGCUGUUGCUGAUGUUUGGAGCCAACCCUGACUCGAGAGACAGAGCUGGCCUGACACCAUUGAUGAAGGCUGCUAGGCAAAGAAAGGGCAUCGAGUCGGUCCUGAUGCUGAUCAGCUACGGCGCGGACGUCAACGCGAUCGCCGACGCGAGGAAUGACUACAGAACGGUCAUGCAUUACGCUGUUUUGGGUGGCAGCACAGAAGUAGUUAAUCUCUUGAUCAAGCAAGGAGCUAGAGUGAACUACGAAUGUCCGGACUUGAACAAACCGAGUCCAUUAGACCUCGCGAUACUGAAGGGAGACGUGGCUAUGCUCCAACUACUUUUAUCAGCUGGUGCUCAAGUUAAUUCAUCCAGCUCUGUUAUCGGUACACCUCUACACGUGGCCUGUUCAGACAACAUAUCAAAUAGAAAGGAAAUUGUUAAGAUCCUUCUAGAAAGUGGUGCUGAUCCAAAUCUAAAAGUGUACAACGAAGAUGACGGCGCUCAACUGCGACCAGCCCUAGCGGAAUACCUCGCUAGUAACACAGAGCCCUGCGCAGAGACUAUCGCCCUAUUACUCAGAUAUGGAGCAAGAGUGAUAAUGAAAACGCAGUUCCGUGACCCAGACGGCAUCCUAAACCACCUUCAAAAUGUCACCUCCGAAGAAUACGAACACAUAUUCUAUCGCCUUCUAGAAGCAGCAGAGGCCUUCGACUUAUGUAUGAUUAAGAGAAAUAACGUAUUGAAACCCAAUCAAAAAGAGACUUUAAUUCAAAGCGCAAAGACUCCAAUUUCCUUACUGGCUCAAGCGAGAAUAUAUCUACGGAAAUUCUUUGGCACCUCACUCGUAAAUAUUGUUAAAAAACUUGAAGUACCGAUAACUCUUCAUAGUUACUUGCUUUUUGAGUAUAAAUAAA